UGUUCCUUUUCUCCUACUCGGAAAAGGAAUAGAAACCUAACCGCCUCAUUUUGAAAACAACGGCAAGAAAAAGGGUGAGAUAUAUAAAACAAUUUUAUUAAUAUAUUCUCACAAUUACAAAACAAACCCUACCUUUUAAAUUUGAAGAAACACAAAUCUGCAUUUUCAAGCAAGCCAUCAUCAAAGCAGUAAUCCAGAAAAGGAAGGAAGGAUUUGUGAAUUUGAGUUCUGUUUUAGCAUAUAGCAAUCAUGAGAUUCUUAAAGGGGAGUCAGGUAGAGGUACUAAAGAAUAAACAGCUGCCUCCAGGAGCGUGGCAUUGUGCUAAGAUUAUCUCUGGUAAUGGGCAUACUUACAGUGUUAUGUUUGAAGGUUCUCUCGAUAUGAGAAGUGAGGAAGUUAUAGAGAGAGUGCCGAGGAAGGAUAUUAGGCCUUGCCCUCCUCCCACGGAAACUAUGGAGGGUUGGACAGUUGGAGAUGUUGCAGAAGUGUUUAAUUUUGGUUCUUGGAGAAUGGCUAUGAUUCUGAAGGUUUUGAGUGGGGAUUAUCAUUUGGUUAGGCUAUUGGGAUCUUCAGAAAAGUUCAGAGUUCACAAAUCUAACAUCCGGAUGCGUCAAAUUUGGCAAGAUAACAAAUGGGUUGUGAUCAGAAAGGGUUCUCGGAAUUGUGAGCUUGUGAAGUUCAACAAGCCAUCUAGCUUGAACUGUCAUCAGAUGACACCUGAGUUUCCACAGCUCAAUACAAGGAGAAAGAUGCAGGCAGGAAAUACAUGUUUAGCCACUCAAGACAAUACUUGUUUGCAGGAAUCUCAUAUUGUCUCAUCUAGAACAUUGAAGAGAGCGUCCCCUUAUUGCUCCUCUCAUACUGAAGCAUAUUCUAGAAAAAUGAGAGCAAUUGAGAAUGAGGGUGAGUGUCAAAGAGUCAUUUCAAAGUCUCCAUCCCCCUUGCCAAAAAAGGGCCAAAAUUGGAGGCUUUGCUUCUAAAGGUCUUAAGAUGAUGCUGGGGUUUGCUGCAUUUCUCUCCCUUAAACGAUGGGGCAAGAACUGCAUCCAAUUUUUCUAUAUUAGACAUUGCAUGACCACCUAAUUGUAUAAUUAUGUUAUUUGGUUCAGUGAUAUAGUUCAUUUCAGGCCUGCUGGGAUUAAUGGGCACAUAUUGUUCCAAUGGAAAACUCAAUAUCUGAAAUAGUGGGAGAGUAUUUUUGAUAUGGUGGUCUUCUUUUAAACUUUUAGUUUUAAUAAUGCACAUUGUUCUAGUUUUCUUUUAGAUUUUUUUUUCCAUCAAUACCGGUUUAGAGUAAUCUCCUUCAACCCAUUACGAGGCGACUCAUAAAACCAUCCAUGUGAAUUUUUUAAAUAAGUCACAUGACUCAUUAAAUAGGUCAUGUGACUAUAAGUAACAUGAAUGGUUUUGUCAAUGGCUACAUAUUGGAUUUGGAGGAAAAAUUUUUCCUUUCUUUUAUAUUGCAUAUCUAUAUCUUGCAUAAAAGUUUGUUGUUUAUAUCUGUGGAUAAAUUUCUUUCAAUUUAUCAUGAUUUCUGAUUAUUUCUGCAAGGUUGGAAAACAUAAUGGGGUUCGAGGAAUAUCCCAAGUGGGUCCAGUAGCUAUUGUGGUGCUUGGGCACUGGUGUUCAACCCCACCAGUUCCUGUCCUCCAAUUUACCUAUUAAAAACAAAUAGAUGUUAAGCUACUCUUUGGUGAUUUUAUCAUCCUUGUAAUCACUAAAGUAAUGACUUGCUUUUGUAGAAGUCCUACUUUGUAAAUGAAAAUUACCCUUGCUCCCUUGCAAUUUAUAUUAAAGAAUUGUGAUAGAAUUUUACUGGCUCCCUUCCAUUACUAUACUUCCCACAUCCAACCCUUCAAGCAAUUUUCCCUUUGUACUUAGUCUUGGUGUAUAAAUGACUAGUGACACACGGUAUCUUUGACUCUGUAUUUUAGGAAUAAUGACUUUACAAAUGGUCAUCAAUGUGCAUUUGCAUAUAGAGUAGCAGUACCAUGCAUAUAUUAGACUACUGAUUGUGCAAACAUGUCAAGUAAUUAUCUAGGAGCUCCUUCCAAAAUUAAAGAAGCAUCUAAUAUAUAUGUGUUAUUCUCAAGAAAAGCAUAUUCAUUGAAUUUUGUACGCACACUCAUGUAGUUGACUAUGGAAUUCUGGAAACACUUCCAAUAAAUUUGUUGUGUACUCCUAGAAGAAGAUGAUAAUAGUUGAAAAUGAUCAACAUUUCAUGUAAAUUAGUUACCUACCGCAGCCUGGUUGAAAAGAAAGAAUUGCAGGAAGGAAAUUUGGUGAGUUUUGGGAACAAAGGUUGCAGAACAUUGUUUGUAAAUGUUUGUGCAGAGAUCAGGCCCACAAGGUAAUUUGGUUUUGUGACUUUUACAAGUGACAUUCAAGUCAACUACACUUUUUCCCUAAACAAUUAUUCAUAAAAAUAUAUAUUAUAAAACAAAAUUAUAAAUUAACAAAUGUUCCACUUUGUAAGUAUAAUUACUGUUCUAUUAUUCAUUAUAAUGAUGCAAAUGUCUGUUAUCCCAAAUUCUGUGGACGUAGGUUUCCUUUGUUUGAAGGAAGAUGUGGAUGUGGUUUAAUUGAGUUAAAGAGUACAUAGUUAAACAAUGUUACAGGAAAGAUGUAGAAAUGGUAUCAGUUGCACCUCUAGCCUUGUCAAAGUAAGCUGAAGAGGGCCCCCCUAGACACAUUUCAUGUUAAUUUGAGUAAAUACUGGAGCAAAUGAAUGAUAAUCACUAAUUGCAAUACUAAUCCAUGGAUAUGCAGAUUAAUAUAUUAACUUUACAUGUAUUAGUUGAUAAUGUGAAUGGGAUUUUGUUUUACAGAUCUAUGAGCUGAUCAACAGCGUUGUCUUGCAAAGUUGAAGUGGAAUGGGUGGCUCAAAUCUCCAAGCUGGGAUAUUGUAAGGGCCUUUAUAAUGAAGAAUGAUCUGUUGUCUUGCAAAGAUGGCUUGGUAUGGGUGGCUCAAAUAUCCAAGUUGGGAAUUUUUUAGGGCCUUUCAAUAGAGAAUGAUCUGUAAAGUUUGAAGUGUUUUGAGUGUCUUCCGAAGAGAGUGUGGUUGAUUCAUGUUGUGGUAGUAGCGUAUCUCAAGUAUUUCCUGUAUCCAUCCACGAUCCAUACAUUCUUUCCAGUUUUCUGCAUUUGCAAUAUAUUUUGUUACAGGCUAAUGCUAUUGUAUAUAUAUCAUGAGUUGGGCUUUAUUCUGUUCUAUUGUUGGUGCUAGAAUUUGGCAAUGCUUUGCAACAGGAUCUGAUCUGCCUUCAUUUGUAAAAUUAAUAAAUGCAAUGAUAAGAAAUUUU
Quercus lobata is the source of this 3303-nucleotide messenger RNA. RefSeq lists its product as uncharacterized. NCBI's taxonomy places the organism in Eukaryota, Viridiplantae, Streptophyta, Magnoliopsida, Fagales, Fagaceae. Bases 250 to 981 code for a protein of 243 amino acids. The record is from RefSeq and is a predicted model, not a curated record. The transcript is spliced from 4 exons.